GUUGAAGAACACAAACAGUAAUGGCGGACGGUGAGAACGAGCUUCCAGUGUAUUUAGCCAUUAGUAACAUUCCCGUAGCUUUCCGCUCAGCAGACCUGAGAAAUUACUUCAGUCAGUUCAUAGAAAGCGGUGGUUUCCGCUGUUUUCAUUACCGACACCGGCCAGAGGUGCUCAGAGAGCCCGAGAGGACCGAGACCACGACGUGCGGAGACGGAAAGUCCAGUUCACCGUCCGAAGCUCCAAAGAGCGGCUCGUCGUCGAUACCUGCGGUGGCGACGUGUUGUUGUAUCGUGUCAGUCGGUGCUAAAGAUGGCGACAGGCUCAUCAGGAUGUAUGCGGGGAAUCACUGGAUCGACUCGAAGGGAAGCUGGCUGGCCAGACGCUGCGUUAUCAGAAGAAUAAAGGUUUCCCCUGAAACAGGUGAAGGGUCAUUCCCCUAUAAAACAAAGUACGAGCAUCGUCACCAUGUUUCCCUAACGGAGCACUUUACAGAAGCUGACCUCCAAAGCUUACCCGAGCUGAACCCACCCUCUCUGAUGCAGAAUGGCAACGUGGGUACGACUGUCAAAGUGUUCCUCCAGCUCAUCCAGUCCUGUCGCCUGCCUCCACGCCUAAUUCGGAAACUGGGUCUCACUUUCCCAAAAACAGGCUCCUGUCGUCGUUACGGAAAUGUACCGUUCCAGUACCGCAAUACGCGCACCCUUCCAGCCACAGAGGAGACCGUGUUAACAGCUGCUGGACAUGAAAUAUCAGGACCAGGCAGUUUGAAGACGGUUCUGUCUUCAAGAUCAAAACUGAUGAGUGAUGACACGCUAAAAUCUGAGGCUGAUGAUGAGACGCAGAACGAAGGAGAAGGGGAGGAGGAUGCACAGUCAAAUGCAGAUGAUGAUGAUGAUUACUGUGAAGAGUGGGAACGCCACGAGGCUUUGCACGAUGAUGUUACAAGCCAGGAGCGUACCAAAGAGAGACUGUAUGAAGAAGAGAUCGAGUUAAAGUGGGAAAAAGGAGGUUCAGGUUUGGUGUUUUACACCGAUGCCCAGUACUGGCAAGAAGAAGAAGAAGGAGAUUUUGAUGAGCAGACAGCGGACGACUGGGAUGUUGACAUGAGUGUUUACUAUGAUAAAGACGGAGGUGACAUGGAUGCUCGGGACUAUAUCAAAAUGCGUUAUGAGAGGCGGCUGAGGGAAGGUCUUGAAGAUGGAUCGGGGCACAAUCAGUCUAUCGGCAGCUUUGAGAGGUUCUCUAAGGGUUUUGGCCGACGUAUAAUGGAGAAACAAGGAUGGAAAGACGGUGAUGGACUGGGAAACAGCCAAAUUGGGAUUUCUGAAGCUCUAGAGAAUGAUGGUCAACAUCCUCACUGCAAAAGAGGCUUUGGGUAUCACGGGGAAAAACUGGUAUUACAUCCCAUAAAAAAGGCCAGAACAGACUAUUUUAUAACUACAGUGUAUGAUAAACCCAAAGACAUCGAUGAAGGUGAUACUUUACUGAGACGCCAACCCAACACCAGCAUGAAGUAUAGAGGAUGGCAACCAGGUGGCAGCAUCGGCUCAAAGAGAUGA
Messenger RNA from Nematolebias whitei (Rio pearlfish), 1559 nucleotides. It is a transcript of the gene gpatch3, whose product is annotated as G patch domain containing 3. NCBI's taxonomy places the organism in Eukaryota, Metazoa, Chordata, Actinopteri, Cyprinodontiformes, Rivulidae. Bases 21 to 1559 code for a protein of 512 amino acids. Gene Ontology annotation, molecular function: nucleic acid binding. The record is from RefSeq and is a predicted model, not a curated record. The transcript is spliced from 7 exons. Gene Ontology annotation, biological process: negative regulation of type I interferon production; positive regulation of DNA-templated transcription; negative regulation of RIG-I signaling pathway.